AUGUCUGACGCAGCCGCUGAUGAAGAAGCAACAGCAGCAGCAGCUCCGGCUGCGAGGCACCCAGCCGCCGAUCGGCUGGUUUCGCUCAAAACACAGCGGCAGAACCUGAAGCGGCAGCUCCAGCAAGCGAACCGUGAGGUUCGCAAUGAGGAGAAAAAGCGACAGAGACUCAUGCGGCGCGCUGGCAAGUUGAGCUCUGCUGAUCUCACCUGGCUGCUGGCGCGUCGAGUGCAAUCUGAGCAGUCUGAGCAGAUGUCCACAUAG
This is a messenger RNA of Durusdinium trenchii, 264 nucleotides long. Lineage: Eukaryota; Dinophyceae; Suessiales; Symbiodiniaceae. The record is from the annotation of a GenBank genome assembly.